Acromyrmex echinatior (Panamanian leafcutter ant) is the source of this 3808-nucleotide messenger RNA. RefSeq names its product crimpy (gene cmpy). NCBI's taxonomy places the organism in Eukaryota, Metazoa, Arthropoda, Insecta, Hymenoptera, Formicidae. The record is from RefSeq and is a predicted model, not a curated record. Gene Ontology annotation, biological process: regulation of cell growth; regulation of signal transduction. Gene Ontology annotation, molecular function: serine-type endopeptidase inhibitor activity; insulin-like growth factor binding. Gene Ontology annotation, cellular component: extracellular region; plasma membrane.
GGGGGGGGGGGCAGGAAAGAAGCGAUUUGCAAACGGCAAAUGGCAAAGAAAAUUUCGGGGUGUCCAGUUGGAUGGUCGAAGCGGCGCAGCUGGCGGGCAGGUAGCAAUGUAGCAUAUGGCCGGUGGCUGCUGUUCCUUCGAGACGUACGUACGUACGCGUCGUACGCGUCGUACGCGUCGUGUGCCGCCGGGGGAAACCAGUCACUCGUAUAAAACCGACGGACUAGUCGCGCCUCGAGUCAGUCCCGGCUCGCGCCUCGCGUGAGUGUUGCGAUUGCUCGUCGCGCGUGCGAGCGAACGAACGAACCGAUAAGUAAAGGGGGGGAGAUAUCGCGAUUAGCGAUUACCGUGUGUGACCCGGCCGAGGUGUGUAAUAAUCAAACGCGUACAUUGAUGGAUAAGUAAUUGAGGGCAGAGAGUUGCAAAAGCGAGUGCCCCGGCGUGGUGUCUCGCGUGUGCCUCACUUCUCCGAAGGUCCCCCGAAAAAGGGCCGAUCGGAGGGACAAAGGGCCGUUCGGAGCCUCACUUGCAGGUGAGGCUCACCGCUACCAUUCGACACCGAACGGCCUCGGACGUCGAAAAGGACGACGCUUCGCUUGUGUUGGAAGACGAGAACGUUUUCGCCGGCGAAAACAGUGCGUAGCAACAACAACGUUGGACACUGAACGGAGAAGCUGGUUGUGCGACGAAAAGUAAAAGGGACGAAUUGGAGGAGGUAGAGUAGAAGAAGAAGAGAAAGAAGACCGACGGCUGAAUCCAGGCUACAUUGAACGGAAUUACUGGUUAUCGGAUAUCUUAAUUACUUGGAGAAUGAACGGCGCUGUGCGAUAAUUUGGUUCAUUAAGAUCUUCAAACUAAGAAGAAGAACGUCUUUUAAUUUCUGUAGAGGCCAGGCAAUCAACAAAAAGCGACGCGGGCUUUUCCAUCAUCUCAUGGAACAAUAACCGUCAAGUGCUGCGCGUUACAAUCACUGAAGAGUUAAUAUAUACAGGAAGUCGUCCUAAGUUUCGAUUGUUCGCGCGAUAAAGGGUUCCUCUUCUCGAAAAGAGUGAGUUUUGUGUCCACCGAUCGGCGAGUACCUAACGAACCGAAAGUAACGAACCGAAGAGUGUAGGCACUUUGCACUACUUCCUGGCGAUUAUCAUCGAGCUUAUAUAGUGACAAACGAGUCUUGACGUGGCGGUAGGUCAUUAAUGCUAGUCUCGCUGACGGAGGAGACGCAUAAUUAACAGCGAGCCGUCUCGCAUUGUUAAGCGCAGGAGGAAGGUCAUUCCUUUGCUCUUUUGAAAGGAAUAACUGUUCUUUCGCACGUCCUGCCUCUUUAGAUUCAUCACCAGAUGAAUCGUGAUUUGUUUUGCAUACUCUCGAGCUUGAUACGUUGUUUACGGUGCAAUUAAUAUCAGUAUUUUUGCCAACAAGAAUCGAUCUUUCUUCGUAGCGGAAUUUUAUCUCGAAAGGCCGCGAGAUUGAAACGGGGAAGAAAGGGAAACGAAAAGAGCGGAGUUCGAAUAUCGUGUAUCGUUGAAUUUCAAUUGUUUGAAGAAAGUCUCGUCAAUCGGAAGAACGUGAACUUGCAACCGCCGACUCGCGUAAUAUCCGUCGCGUCAAGCAGUGUGAACGGAAUAGACUCGUAAUGACGUAACGAGUACAUUAUAUCGAUUGUGUCUGCGUUUUUGUCAUUCCGAUGUUUUUCAUCGUCUCGACAUUGUCGUAAACGCUCGCACGUGCUAGAGAUAAAGAGAGAGAGAGAGAGAGAGAGAAGAAUCAACGAGCAAGAGGAAGAUAAAGCAUAUAUAUUUGCCUUCGCUCAUAGCGCCGGUGCGAAAGAGUGCUAAAUACCGAUGUUGUUGACGGCGAUCGUAUAAUGGAAGUUUAUUGAGAGACCUACGAAGAGUAGGAGAGACAGAGAGAGAGGGGAGAGGGAGAAGAACACCAUACCAACUCGGUCUCGAGACACCGGUUAUGACGUGACGAGAGGAAAAGUUAUCCGUCGAAUGUACGUGUAUGUGUUGGGUGUGCACGUGAUUCCAAGCGAAGAAGACACUAUGAGGUCGUUACGAGUAAUGGUCCUGCUGCUCUUCUGCUGCAUCAUCGGCACGUCGUUCGGCGAGUCGGCGACGCGGGGCGAUCGAGAACAGGUGGGCGAGAGAAAAGAAUCGAGAUGGAACGACGGCGGUUGGAAGGACGACGAGAGGGCCACAAGGAGCACGCAGAUCGCCAGGACAGGAGCCGUGAACAGUGUCGACGACUGCCCGCAGGACAGCGUGCCGAACGAGAACGGCGCUGGUUGCAAAUGUGCGGAUUGUCCACCCCACAAGUGCCGACCGGGUCAGCAGGCGGUGCUGGUGAGGGGGUCAUUUUCCGGCAUCCCCGGUAACUGCUGCCCGCGCCACAACUGCGUUCCCCCAGAUCACCAUCGUCGAACCGAGUCGAUCUGUCCUGAGGAUAGCGUCCUGACGGACGGCAUCUGCAAGUGCGUCCCGACGUGUCCGCCACCCAAGUGCCGAUCUGGUCAACGGCCGGUCGAAGUGCGGGCGGCCAAGCCCGAGACACCCGGUAGCUGUUGCCCCCUUCAUGACUGCAGACCCUCAGAUCCGAUUUCUUGGGCGAAAGCCGAAGAGAAACCGCAAAACUGCAUUCACGAAGGCGUCUCGAGGAAACUUGGUGAAGAGUGGAAACAGAACGACUGCAUUACUUGCGUCUGCAACGAGGAUGGAAUCGCGUCCUGCCAAACGACCAUGUGCAAGUCCUGCGAGAACGCGAUACCACCUGAUCCGGGCGAAUGUUGCCCUCACUGUCCAUUGCCGACGAACAGCACCUUUGAUCCUGACGAGUCUUGUAAGAUGUCCCUGGAUGACUGCAAGAUGAAAUGUUAUCACGGCUUCCGAACGGAUAAGGAGAACUGUCCGAUCUGCGAGUGCGCCGAUGAUUUGGAGGUCGACCUUGUACCGGACGUGCUACCGGAAGAUUACAAAGUUUGCCCGGAACUGCCGCACUGUGGACUGAACUGCGAUCUCGUCAAGGAUGAGGACGGCUGUCCUGUGUGCGCCUGUCAGACGCCAUCGCGUUAUCCUUCGCCAAAUGUCACCACCCCGGACACCGCGAACGAUAAAAAAAUCUGUCCUGAGGUCAAGUGCGACCUUCACUGUGAACUUGUUAUGGAUGAAAACGACUGCACCUUCUGCGAGUGCAAGCCAUCCAGCUGUCCGCCGCUUCUCGGAUGCAGGAAGAGGUGUAGCUUCGGUUUCAAGACGAAUAAACGCGGCUGUCCCAUAUGCCGCUGUCGAGCUUCGUGCAUGGAUCAUUUGAACGAGACGCAUCCGGAGGGAUCGACUUGGUACCCGAACAGCUGCAACACAUGCACUUGCGAGCCUGGUGGACGACUUAAUUGCAAAGAAACCAUCUGUUCGGUGGCCUGCACUAAUCCGUUGCCACCGAAACCAGGCACUUGUUGCCCCAUAUGUCCGAUUACACCGAUUAAGGAAAACGACAUGAUUAAUCAAAUUACCAGCCGUGGCUGGGGCACAGUUCCGAUUACGUUAAUCGUCGUACUCGCGCUGCUGUGUCUGCUACUGAUAAUCCACAUCGUGCGCAGCCGAUUCCGCGGCCGUUUAUCACCCUCGGAAGCCUCGUAUGCGUCGUAUCCCCCUCAAUAUUACAAGUGCGUGCCCGUGUAUGACACCCCGGUGCAUCGGAACGAGAAGAUCGUACCUUUGUAAAAGACUGUUAUUGAUUCCCAAAGAGAGCACGUGUUUGUCGUCGAGCAAUAUGCAAAAAUAAAUUUUCGAUUUGCUAACUGUUUUAUACA